Trypanosoma conorhini is the source of this 1032-nucleotide messenger RNA. RefSeq lists its product as uncharacterized. Bases 1 to 1032 code for a protein of 343 amino acids. Lineage: Eukaryota; Euglenozoa; Kinetoplastea; Trypanosomatida; Trypanosomatidae. The transcript has a single exon. The record is from RefSeq and is a predicted model, not a curated record.
AUGACGCAUUUGAGCGUCUAUGGCGGCCUCUUCUCCGACCCGCCGCUCAUCUCGACGGACGAGGACCCGAAGAAGACGGACCCCUACAACAAGAUGGACACCAUCCCCUCGCGCUACCUCGGCAAGGGCCUGAGCAUUGGCCGCGGGGCCACCGGGCAAAACCCAGAGGUGUACUUCGACAAGAAGUACCUGACGCUGGCCUCGCCGGAGCAGAACGGCAACAAGGACUUGGGCGCCUUUGAGGACGCCGAAACGCGCAGGCGUCGCGAGGCGAUGGAAUCCAAGAAGAAGAACGUUUCCGACAAGGUCUUCCUCCUGCCGUCUUACCCAAAGCAGAGUGACGGCCCUGGCAGCUACACCGGCUGCUUCCAGGAUCGAGCGUAUGAGUUUAUAAUGCCAGGGGAAGACGACAAGAAGAAGCGCCGGCGGAAGAAGGCCCCCGUGACGGAGAUGGUUGACAAAACCAAGACUGGCCUUCCCAACAUCAAGACCAAUCCACCCAAGAAGGGAACCUACGGUGUUCCUGGGACGCUCCUUGACAAUCCCAAGUACGAUGAGAACUGGAGACAGGAGAUUGAGAAAUUGGAGGCGUUGCGGGCAAAGCGGGAAAAGCAAGCUCCGCAACCAAAACCAAUGGGCCCACCCUUUAAAACCCCAGGUGUGACGCAUGACUUUCUAGACGAGCUCCCUGGUACCGGCGUGUCCGGCGUGUAUCACUACGAGCCCGUGGAGGAAAAGCCCUCAAAGCAUAAGAGGCGGGAGAAGCCUCAGGCGGCUGUUGCAGUUUUCACGCAGGAUAAGCCGAUGAUCUUUACAUGGAGCAAGUCGGGCCAAGACGGCUGCAUUACCGGGUUUCCCAACACGUGGAUUGACGCAGACGCGCUGGAGAGGGAGCGAAAUAAGGGAAAGAAGAACCGAAGGCCAAAACCAGAGUACAUUCCCGGCCCUCCUAAGGGGACAAGCGGAACAUGGAAGCCAAAUUCCUUCCCUGAGGCGUCGGUCGUGCAGUCUUGUCUUCGUCGGUUCUACUAG